This is a messenger RNA of Paecilomyces variotii, 1697 nucleotides long. RefSeq lists its product as hypothetical. The transcript has 5 exons. Bases 339 to 1481 code for a protein of 380 amino acids. NCBI's taxonomy places the organism in Eukaryota, Fungi, Ascomycota, Eurotiomycetes, Eurotiales, Thermoascaceae. The record is from RefSeq and is a predicted model, not a curated record.
GAAUCAUUUCUUCGUUAAUGAUUGACUCUCGAGGUAUUGUAUUGAGUGUCUCAGUGUACGAUUGCAGCUCGUCUCGCCCCUUUCCCAACCAAAUCGUGCAAGGAAACAGGCACAAAAGGAGCUACCAUGGCCACGCAGCCCCAGUGAACUCCCCUCGUCCAAUUCUGACGUUGCAGGAAUACAACUUUUUUUUUUCUCUCAUCAACCUAAUCCCUGUUCUGUUACUUUCAUCUGUGACCCUUCCAUUAUGGCAGGAUGACGCAGGCAACGUGACCCAGAUCCUACCAUACAAUGAUCUAUUGGAAGAGGAGCGGGGGAAGACUUGACUUCCUUAUAUUAUGACGGACAGAUGCAUACCCCGCGAGUCCAGGAUCUAUCACUCGUCGUCUCUCCGGAAGUCCUGCGAUUCUGUUAUCGAUAGCAUUCUUCUCCGCUACCAUCACAACGAAGAGGAAGAAUCUGCUGCCGCCACCAUGUCGCGCAAUGUAUGCGUCACCGCCGCUGAGGGCUAUACGGGCUUCCUCAUCGCGGAGCUCCUUCUCACAGACGAAAACUUCCAGAAGGAAAUCGGCACCGUGACGGGCCUAGCGAUGAACACGUCCCAUGACCAUUGCAAAGAUCUACAAGAUCUAGGCGCGACCAUCGUCGAGCAUAAGCCUGGGAAACUGAAAGAGAUAGUGAAAACGCUGCAGGAUACGAAAGCUGAUACGCUCUGUCUGGUCCCUUCGGCGCAUAAGGAGAAGAUCCAAACUACGACAGAGCUCAUCAAUGCGGCGAAGCAGGCGGGGAUUCCGAAUGUGUUGUUUAUCAGUUCCGCGGGGUGUGACCUUGCAGAGAGGGAGAAGCAGCCGAGAUUGAGAGAGUUUAUUGAUUUGGAAACGCUGUUCAUGGCGAGUAAAGGGGAUCCGGGGACGGCUACGGGUCAUUCGCCGGUUAUUAUUCGAGCCGGUUUCUAUGCUGAGAAUCUUCUGCUUUAUGCACCUCAGGCUCAGAAGGAAGGGAAACUUCCUAUUCCGAUUGGGAAGAAUCAUAAAUUCGCGCCUGUGGCGUUGGGUGAUGUUGCCCUCCUCGCCGCUCAUGUCUUAUGCGGUAAGGGUAAACAUGGCUUUAGCGAUAAGCAUAGAGGCCAGCUUAUGAUCAUGACGGGACCAAUGCUUACCGCUGGUGAUGAACUCGCCGCCGCUGCGAGUAAGGCACUUGGAUCCGAUCUCAAAUUUGAAGAUAUCUCCGAAGAACAAGCCAAGAAAGUCCUCCACGCGCAAUCCGACAGCGACGAGGCGGAAAUCCAAUACCUGCUUGAAUACUACUCUCUCGUCCGCGAAGGCAAGACCAACUACAUCUCCACCACUGCCUUCCACGACGUCACGGGUGAUCAUCCGCAGGAACCGCCGGAUUUCUUCAAGGUGUACGCGGAGGAAUUUCUGCCGCGGGCUCAGGGAAAGGCUCCGGCGAGGAAGAAGAGAAAGGUUGAUGGGAAAUAGGGCUAUGAUAUAUAUAGUACUGGGUAUGUAGUAUUUCCCGUGGCUUUUGGCGUGGAGCUGGACGGGGCUGGAUGGAAUUGCGGUGUCUAUUUGGUUUAGCUUUGCUGAGAAUAAUGAAAGUUUCAAGCUUCCUAUCCAAUAUCCAACACCUAAUGGGUGAGAUCUCAAUGCUCGUAAGAUAGGAUUAAUUACCUAUUAUUAUAUCGCAGUAAAUAA